AGGUUGGGAGUUGUCCUGUUCUGUCCCCAGAGCACACAGUCCAGCACACGGUGGUGACACACACACAGACCUGCCUGGAACCAUGGGACCCUACCAGCUGUACACCUGGCUUGGCAUUGUUCCCUGUGGCCUCCUGCUGCUCCUCACCCUGGCCCAGGGCCAGGACUCUGACAGUCCCAUCAGGACCACACAUUCUGGGCAGGUGCGGGGGAGCCUGGUCCAUGUGGAAGGCACUGAUGUGGGAGUCCACACCUUCCUGGGCAUUCCCUUUGCCAAGCCACCUCUGGGACCACUGCGCUUUGCACCUCCUGAACCUGCUGAAGCUUGGAGUGGAGUGAGGGAUGGCACCUCCCACCCUGCCAUGUGUCCACAGGACCUUGCUGUGCUAGCACUGGAUAUUGUGAAUGUCUCGUCCCUGAUGUCCAUCCCCAUGUCCGAGGACUGCCUGUACCUCAGCAUCUAUGCACCUGCCCAUGCCAGUGAGGGCUCCAACCUGCCUGUGAUGGUGUGGAUCCACGGGGGUGGGCUGGUUGCAGGCAUGGCUUCCAUAUAUGACGGCUCUGCCCUGGCAGCCUUUGAGGACGUGGUGGUGGUCACCAUCCAGUACCGCCUCGGCAUCCUGGGAUUCUUCAGCACCGGAGACCAGCACGCCAGUGGCAACUGGGGCUACCUGGACCAAGUGGCUGCACUGCGCUGGGUGCAGCAGAACAUUGCCCACUUUGGAGGCAACCCUGACCGGGUCACCAUAUUUGGUGAGUCCGCGGGAGGCAUAAGCGUGUCCUCACAUGUAUUGUCACCCAUGUCGCAAGGACUCUUUCAUGGAGCCAUUAUGCAGAGUGGGGUGGCCGUGAUGCCUGGCUUCAUCACCAACUCAUCUGAAAUGGUCUCUGUGGUGGUGGCCAACCUGUCUGGCUGUGGCCAGGUGGACUCUGAGACCCUGGUGGGCUGCUUGCGUGCCAAGAGUGAAGAGGAAAUGCUGGAGAUUUCAAAGGCCUUCAAGAUGAUCUCCGCGGUGGUGGAUGGCAUCUUCCUGCCCAGACAUCCCUAUGAGCUGCUGGCCUCUGCUGACUUCCAACCCGUUCCCAGCAUCAUCGGUGUUAACAACGAUGAAAGUGGCUGGAUCCUCCCCAAGCUCAUGGGUGUUGAAGACCCACAGAAGAAAAUGGACAGAGCAGCCAUGGAGACACUAAUACAGCAGACAUCUGAGCAAUGGAUGAUGCCUUCUGGACAAGAGUUGGUGGACGAGUAUCUGGGUGACAAUGAGGAUCCCAAGACCCUCAUGGCUCAGUUCCGGGACAUGAUGGCUGAUGCCAUCUUCGUGAUGCCUGCGCUCCAUGUUGCACAUUUUCAGUGUUCCCACGCCCCUGUCUACUUCUACGAGUUCCAGCAUCCACCCAACUUCAUGAAGGACUUCCGGCCAUCACACGUGAAGGCCGACCAUGGUGAUGAGAUUAUCUUUCUCUUCAGAUGCAAUUUCUUUGUGAGAAAAGUGACUCUCACUGAAGAGGAGGAGCUGCUGAACAGGAGGAUGAUGAAGUACUGGGCCAACUUUGCUCGCACUGGGAACCCCAAUGGCGAGGGCCUGCCACACUGGCCCGUCUUGGACCAAGAGGAGCAGUACCUGCAGUUGAGCACACAGCCUGCAGUGGGCCGGGCCCUGAAGGCCCACAGGCGCCAGUUCUGGAUGCAGACUCUGCCCAAGAAGAUGCAGGAAUUGAUCAGAGCUGAGCAGAAGAAGCACGUGGAGCUGUAGCAGCCUGUGUCAGGAAGGAUGACCCUGGCCCAACACACAGGCUGUCACUCACCUGCCCUCUGGCUCCUCAGCCCACCCUUGUGAAGGACCUACUCCCCAGAGCUCCCUCCCCAGCCUGCCUUGGGUGCCCUGCACCAUAUUUUCUCAACAUCGCCCCCAUAAGGCAUCACACUGGCUGAUGCCCAGUUUUCACAUCUCCCACUGGCCCAAGGUCACUCUGCCCUUCUCAUCUCCUCCUCCACCCUCUCUCUCCUCCACUCCUAGCCCUAGUUCCUCCCCACUCAUUGGGAGCUGCUUCAGUGGUUGAGGUUGCUCUGGGUAUCAGAGCCCUCAUCCUCGUCACGGCACACCCUACGCCCUCAGGUCUGUAAGUGGUCCACAGGGUACCUGAGCACUGGGAGCCGCUGUGUCCUAGUGCCCUCAGGCUGCCAUACGUGGCCUCUUCCCAUUCCCUGCAUGUUACCACAAAUAAAAAAGCUCCCAUUCCUUAUAGCUGAGAAAUACUCAUCUGGGUAACUGUGACACACUAUAAUUCCCUGUCUUCCACUCCCUCUCUAACUCUGCCUUUCAAGUAAAAUAAAUAAAUCUUUAAACAGACACAUAAGCAUAUAUUAGA
Ochotona princeps (American pika) is the source of this 2369-nucleotide messenger RNA. RefSeq names its product cocaine esterase-like. The record is from RefSeq and is a predicted model, not a curated record. NCBI's taxonomy places the organism in Eukaryota, Metazoa, Chordata, Mammalia, Lagomorpha, Ochotonidae. Gene Ontology annotation, cellular component: intracellular membrane-bounded organelle. Gene Ontology annotation, molecular function: carboxylic ester hydrolase activity. The transcript has 12 exons. Bases 83 to 1753 code for a protein of 556 amino acids.